AUGGACUCCAUCUCACCUGGUUCGUGGCUUUCCACUGGCAGAAUCUCCUCAUCUGAUCCACUUGUCUCUCACGGAUGCCACUUUGGUCAAACAGUAUUCACGCUAUGCAACUACCCUUCCUUGCUCACCAAUGGUAUCUUGAGACUGGAACAGAUGGAAGAUACUCCACUGGAGGAUUUUUCCGCUGAACGGAUUGGCAAGGGAGCUGCAGGGGCGAGAGGUGACGACAUGAAAACAUUAAAGUCUGCAAUACUUGAUUGGAUUUCCCUGAGAGGAGAGGCGAUCCAGCCUCCUUUACACAGAAACUCAAAGGUUGACCGUGGAUUCAACCAUGAGCUUACAGGAUCCCUACUUUGUCCCACCAGAUUAGACUGGAGUGACUCACAGACCAAAGAAAACCUCAGAAGUGGCAAACUGUUGGUCUGUGGAGACCAAUGGCCAGUUUUUUUGUAUUCCCACCAUACUUACAAACCCGAAGAUCCAGUGGCUUACAAGCACGUUUUCACGUCUCCAAGUUCGGUUGACAAGGAACCAAAAGCGACGCAAUCUGGUAAUGCUCGCCUCCAUGGCAUGAAGUCUGUCACCAUUGCUUCCAUAGCUUAUAUUGCAACCCAGGUCCAAUUCGCUUUAAGUUCCUCCUCGGUGUUUUCAAGGACCAACACAACCACAGACUUGGAGACAUUCUACCAUAGCCUCCUUGACCUACUGGAAGAUCCUGACGAAUCUGAGGAAGUUGAGGAACUGCUGACAUGCCAAGUAUUUCCUACUUCCUCUGCUGCCAAGCGACCUCUCAGCAUUAACAGCGCGUUGUCAAAUAUCCGACAGAAACACCUUGCUGCGAAACAAUCUUCGAAUCUGAACAUAGCCUCUUUGUAG
Molecule: messenger RNA, 876 nt
Organism: Suillus paluster
Lineage: Eukaryota; Fungi; Basidiomycota; Agaricomycetes; Boletales; Suillaceae
Exons: 8
Coding region: 1-876 (291 amino acids)
Source: RefSeq, a predicted model, not a curated record